Messenger RNA from Fusarium odoratissimum NRRL 54006, 2458 nucleotides. RefSeq lists its product as uncharacterized. NCBI's taxonomy places the organism in Eukaryota, Fungi, Ascomycota, Sordariomycetes, Hypocreales, Nectriaceae. The record is from RefSeq and is a predicted model, not a curated record. The coding region runs from base 762 to 2033 and encodes 423 amino acids. The transcript is spliced from 2 exons.
GGAACCUGAAUCAACUGAACCGCGUCCAUACAUGUCCAUAUCCGUACACAAGCGACAAGCCCAGCCUCCCGAUCCCACGCCAUACGACCUCCUGUCACUCCUCACUUGUCACUCACCGAAUUGAUGGACUGAACUGACCGACUGAUUGGACCCCAUUCGUGUUCCGUCGCCAGCCAACGACAAGCCUGUUCUCGCUCACACACGCGCAAUCCCAACACAUCCCUCCCACUAUUAUACGCUGCUGUCUGCCGCUGCUACAGCACAGCACAGCCAGUACAGCACGCGCUGCCGCUUGAAGCGCUGCACUGACGCCUUGACGCCUUGACGCCCUGAAAGCGACAGCCCAGCACAGCCCAGGUCACAGUCACAGUCACAGUCACAUUCACAAACAGCCAUGUACUCCGCCGGCUACGGCUUUAGCAACAAUGCUGCUCCCUCUUUCAACAACCCUGCCCCACAGCAGCAGUCCGGAGCCCAGCCAGCCGCUCAGCAGAUGAUGUAUAACCAGCAGCAGCAGUUCGCCGGCAUGACGCCUCAAGGAAGCUUUAACCCUGGCGCGAAUCCUCAAAUGAUGGGUGCUGGUCCAGGAGGCAUGAUGCCAAACGCAGGAAUGCAGCAUAUGGCUGCCAAUGGUCAGAGUAGGUACCAUUUCUUCAUUUGCGCGCAAUCUUCGAUCGAAUCUUUCACGACGCGCCUGCUUCCAAUGCUCCUGUAAACAGCACCAGCCUCUUUAACGAUGUGUGGACAGCCUGUGGUUAGGCAUGAUUAAGAAGAAGCGCGGCGCAAAACGAUAUGCGACACGACAAAACACUCCUCCUUCACACCCGACAGCUAACAUAUUGCGCACAGUGGCAGGUUUCCAACAGCAGUUCGCUGGUAACCCUUACGGUCAAGUCGUUCCCUCGUCGGUCGCACCUCAGAAUUUUGCGCCAAAUUAUAUGAUGGGCGGAGGCAUGCAGGGCUUCCCGAUGAACCAACCCGGGAUGCCCCAGAAUCCUCAGAUGAUGCAGCGAUUGCAACAGCAACAGCAACAACAACAGCAAGCGCAGGCUCAAGCGCAGCAGCAACAACAACAACAACAACAGCAGCAGCAGCAGCAGCAGCAGCAGCAACAACAGCAACAACAACAAGCUGCUAACCCCGCUGGUAUGGGCCAGGUAUCGACCCCUCAAAGACCCCCGAGCGCCGCACAAGGGACGCCGAACAACGCUCUGCCUUCGCAACAGGGUCAAUUUCCGACUCCUCAGCCUCCCCCUCAAAGCCAGACCCCUACGAACCAGCAGUCCCAACAACCACAGUCGCAACAGCAGCAGCAGACUCAACAAGCCCCGACACAGGCGCAAGGGCAGCAGCAGCAACAACAACCCGUAUCUGCCGGACUAUCGACACCCCAGACGCCAACCUUCUCUUCGAAUCAAGGGCCGGCUGUCAAUGGAACUUUAACAGCGGCUCCGCUGAGUCCCGGUACCGAAUCUCGAGAUAAAGAACGAUUCGCAUUGUUGCUCGAUAUCAACCACGAGCUUCUCUAUGAAUCAAUACAAAUCCAGGCAACCCAACAAGAACUGAAGAAGGAGAGCGCUGCAGCUGGAAACCCUGCGGAUAAAAAACCGACAGACGAGGAGACGCAACUACAGCAAGAUUAUCUCCAAUGUAUGAGGAGAUUGCAAGCAAACUUGUCGUAUAUGGCCGCACUUGCAGAUCGGAAGCCUGAAGUUAAAGUUCCGCCCUGUCCAGCAUACCUCACUGCACCUGCUCUGACUCUUUCGCUCAAACUCCGGGUCCCAGCUGUAGGACCUGAAGGUGCGGACAACAACAUCGACCCGGUCGCUGACCGUGAAGAGCGAAAUAAUAGCAUAAGGGACUUGUAUUCAAGACUGCAGGCUGUCUUCCCCGGCAUUGACCCGAAGAGAGAACCAGCUUACCGUAUGAAUACACAAGGCGGCCAGAAGCCUGGCAUGAUGGGAAGCCAGGCCAGCCCGACAGCACAGAGGACGCCCAAGAUCACGAAUAUGGGGGCACCUCCUAUGCCCUAAUGCUGCUGGCUCGGACGACUACUGAGUGAGACAAAGAACGUGAAGGCGUAGAUAUGGUGCAAAGAUUUAUAGACACAGAUUGGAGUUAUUUUGGGUCAAGUUGACCAGUUCAUCUAACGAAUAGCAUAACACUUUCUUCUUCUUUUUUAUGGUAUAAGGGCUGGCUUGGUCUUGAGAGCUCGACAAACUGGCAGAUUAGAAGCAAUAUUGUUAUAAGAAUAGCGUUACUUUGGGGGUGGUUCAGAAGGAGAAGUGUAUAUGUAGUUGGUGAUUUUGCUCAGGGCGUUGAGGAGCUCGCUUCAGGAAUAUUAGCAAUGAAAAGCCAAGAGAGUCUAGCCUGUAUAAAUGAUUUUACGUUCGUUUUUGGCUGUAUCAAUUCGCGCACCUGCAAUCUCACAAAGUAGUCUUCACCGAAUCGAUCUCGA